UUUUCCACUUUUCGCGCGGUUAGUGCCAGUGAAAUGAGCGUGUGGAAAUUUGUCGUGUUCAAACUCGUUGGGAAAACUUAAGUGUGUGAUUUGUUUGCAUAAUUGUUAUAUUGGAUAAAUUUAGUUAUUCCCUGAAAAUGACGUAAGCCUAUGUCACGAUGAGGAUCGCUACCCUGACCGUGACACUUGCCUGUGUCAUGUCACUCAAGCUCGCACACUCAAAAAUAGGUUACUUCUGGCACAUCACGGACUUCCACUACGAUCCUCUAUACACCGCCCAGGGCGACACUAGAAGACAUUGUCGUAGAGCAGACGAGCGUGGAAGUUCAGGACAUCACCGAGCACUGGGUCGAUUAGGUGACUACUCCUGUGACAGCUCACUUGAGCUCAUCCAGUCAGCGCUGAGGUACAUGAGGACACGCCACUCUGAAAAUGUGGAAUUUGUUCUUUGGACUGGAGACAUCGUAGCAGCUCAAUAUUCAGAAAAUGAAGAAAACAGGUACCAAGCAAUCAGAAAUAUAACGGAGUUGCUCCGAAUGACGUUCAGUUCACACUUCGUUUUUCCUGUUCUUGGUCAUACGGAUCCGGCACCUUCAGAAACCUUAACAAAUUUAUGGAGUCACUGGCUUCCCAUGGAAGCGUUGACGACAUUAAAGAGUGGGGGUUACUACACGAUAGAACAGUCGCACAGUAAGCUUCGGAUUGUGGCGCUGAAUACAAACCUGUUCAGCGUGAGCGAAGAAAACAGUGCACCCGCGAGGCGACAGUGGGAGUGGCUAGACGAAGUGCUGGAAAAGGCCACAGCUAACAGUGAGAUGAAGACAGAAAAGGUGUACAGCUCAGCAUUUGCCUUGCAUUAUAAGUACAUGCGUGAAGCAGGUAAAUAG
Messenger RNA from Pararge aegeria (speckled wood butterfly), 887 nucleotides. Its product is annotated as acid sphingomyelinase-like phosphodiesterase 3a. The coding region runs from base 159 to 887 and encodes 242 amino acids. Lineage: Eukaryota; Metazoa; Arthropoda; Insecta; Lepidoptera; Nymphalidae. The transcript is spliced from 8 exons. The record is from RefSeq and is a predicted model, not a curated record.